Brassica napus (rape) is the source of this 3294-nucleotide messenger RNA. RefSeq lists its product as uncharacterized. Lineage: Eukaryota; Viridiplantae; Streptophyta; Magnoliopsida; Brassicales; Brassicaceae. Bases 1 to 3294 code for a protein of 1097 amino acids. The transcript is spliced from 5 exons. The record is from RefSeq and is a predicted model, not a curated record.
AUGACUUCAAGUUCACUAAACAAGAACAAGGAGCAUGACCGCUCGAAGAGUGUUAGCAGCAUAGAUGAUCUCGCUGCAAAGGUGGACCAACUGCUUAAGGGAAACCAAAGCCAAGUGUUCAUAAUGGAAGAAACAGCUCCUGAGAAGAGUGCCGGUGACCUGGCGUUUGAUGCUGAAAUAUCAGGAGACGAACAGCAAGAGGUUUUCUGGCCUAAACAAGACAAACUAGCUGAUCCUGCACAGAGUAACCAAGGUCAGUAUGCUAGGUAUCAAAAGAACUACCAACCCCAGAACUAUGUUCUAAGCCAACCGCAGAACAAUCCACCUCAGAUGCAGAAACACCAGAACACUCAGCCAGCUACCUCCGCUCCUGUCGUUGUUCCGCAAGAUGAGACAAAAGCUAUGUUGCAGCAACUGCUCCAAGGACAACAUCUCCAAGGGAAGGCUCUAAACCAGGUUACUACUGAGAUCAAUACCAGAAUGAACCAUAUGUUCAGCGAUUUGAGCACCAAAUACGAAAAUGUCGCGAGUCAUAUGAGGCAGAUGGACAUUCAGAUUGCUCAGACUGCUGAGAGCGUCAAAAGACAACAAGGUACUCUACCUGGGAAAACCGACAAAAACCCUAAGGUGUGCAAUGCGGUUGAGUUGAGAAGUGGAAAGCAACUAUCUGAGCCGGUAAAGAAGAGGUUCACUGCGGCUGAGAAGGGGAAGCAGAAAGAGUCGGAACAACCAACAGCCGAUGCCCCGGCAGCUGAGAAGGAGAGGGAACCAACAGUUGGAACCAAUUCGCCAGGACUAGAACAACCAGCUGAGACUGUCCGCCCGAUUCCAGGGCCUGUUCCUGCUCGCGAAUACACUCUUAAAGUCCCUUAUCCUGUUCCAGCAAAGGCUACUCGUAAGGACCGAGAAGAGAUGAAGUGCAGAAAGAUGCUGGAGGACCUAACCGUCCGACUCCCUUUGAUUGAUGCGAUCCAGAUGAUGCCCUCUAUGAGCAGCUUUAUGAAGGGAUUGAUCUCAGGAAAAAUAUCAGAGGAGAGCGAAUUCAUGACUGUCUCUAAGGAGUGCAGCGCAGUGCUUCAGAACAGGCAGAUAAAGAAGCGAGGAGACCCUGGCAAGUUCGUCCUCUCUAUCCAGAUUGGGAAGACAAUUUUCUCAUGCUCCUUGGUUGAUCUGGGAUCCAGCGUAAAUCUCAUGCCCUACUCUGUAGCACGACAUCAUAAGUCCCCGGUUGGUAUUCUAGAGGAUCUCCAAGUAAAAGUCGGGAACAUCUCUGUUCCAGCAGACUUCGAAGUUCUAGAGCUAGAAGAGGAAUCCAAAGACCCUCUCACCUUAGGAAGAUCGUUCCUAUGUACUGUUGGAGCCAUCAUUGAUGUGCGGCAAGGGAAGAUUGAUCUCCAUCUGGGGGACAUAGUCAUGCAGUUUGAGAUGGAUGAGCUGCUGAAGAAGCCGAUGCUGGAUGGACAGACCUUCGAGGUGGAUGAAGGGAUUGAUCCACUGCAACCUCCCGAAGGGAUGAUCGAGGAGAUUCUUACAGAAGAUCCACUCGAGCUUGCACUAGUAAGAGCUGAGGCUAAGCUGAGUGUCGAGAACAUUGACGCAGAUGGGUAUGCUAAGAUGCUUGACUCCGUAAGGAGUAUGGGAAGAAUGGUGGCGAGUCUAAGUCUUAGAGAAGAGAGCUACAAGGACGAGAACACUCCAACUAGAGCGACCCCUUUACCGAACUCGCCUGUUCCGCCGAACCAACCUGAUGAUCCCUGGAUCGAGUUGAAGGCUCCCAAGGUUGAGCUAAAAUCCCUUCCUAAGGGGCUCAGGUACGCUUUCUUAGGUCUGAAUUCCACUUACCCUGUCAUUGUGAACGAUGAACUCAAUAAUAUGGAAACUGCAUUGCCUUUGUGUGAGCUUAGGAAGUAUCGUAAGGCAUUAGGAUAUUCACUAGCUGACAUACCUGGUUUCUUUCAGAUCCCUAUCCAUCCAGACGAUCAGGAGAAGACGACGUUCACAUGCCCAUAUGGGACGUACGCAUACAGGAGAAUGCCAUUCGGCCUGUGCAAUGCGCCAGCAACAUUUCAGCGCUGCAUGAUGUCGAUCUUUACUGACCUGAUUGAAGACAUUAUGGAGGUUUUCAUUGACGAUUUCAGUGUCUAUGGAAGCUCCUUUAGUGUCUAUUUGUCAAACUUGUGCAGGGUACUCAAAACGUGUGAGGAGAAACAUCUGGUGCUAAAUUGGGAGAAGUGCCACUUCAUGGUCAGAGAUGGGAUUGUUCUAGGGCAUAAGAUCUCCGAGAAAGGCAUUGAGGUGGAUAAGGAAAAGAUCGAGGUGAUGAUGAGCUUGCAACCACCACCAACUGUGAAAGCUAUCAGAAGCUUCUUGGGUCGCGCAGGGUUUUACAGGAGGUUCAUCCAGGAUUUCUCAAAAAUAGCGAGACCACUCACCAGACUGCUCUGCAAGGAGAUCAAGUUUGAUUUCGACAUCGAGUGCUUAGCUGCAUUCCAUACGAUCAAAGGAGCUCUAGUCAGCGCACCUGUUGUACAACCGCCAGACUGGGAUCUCCCCUUUGAGGUCAUGACUGAUGCUAGCGAUUUUGCAGUAGGAGCAGUCCUUGGGCAGCGCAAGGAUAAGAAACUUCAUGUGAUCUAUUACGCAAGGAAAACCAUGGAUGAAACUCAAUGCAGAUACGCUACGACUGAGAAAGAACUCCUGGCUAUUGUUUUUGCAUUCGAGAAGUUCAUAUCCUACCUGGUGGGAUCGAAGGUGAUUGUGCACACAGACCAUGCUACUCUUAAGUACUUGCUCACAAAGAAAGAUGCAAAACCGAGAAUGAAGAUUGAGGAUGACUCAUCUCUUGAUGAAGAACACACAGUGGAACACGUCAACGCGAUUGGUCUGCGCUUCGCGGAACAACCCCUGAGCAUAACAUCUGAUUGUUCUCGCGUACCGGAACAACCAGUAGCCGUGAUCCAAAAGCAGUACUCUCACCUCCCCUGGUUUGCUGUGAUUGCGAACUUCCUAGCUGCUGAAAAGGAACCACUUAAGUUCACUGGAAACGAGAAGAGAAAAUUCUUAAGAGAAGCGAGGCAGUAUGUUUGGGAUGAACCAUACUUGUACAAACAUUGCAAGGAUGGCAUAUUCAGAAGGUGUGUUCCAGAGGCAGAUAUUCCAGGGAUUCUACAUCAUUACGCAAGGCACUUCGCCACAUUCAAAACGGUUUCCAGAAUCCUCCAGGCAGGUUUCUGGUGGCCAACUAUGUUCAGGGAUGCUCACGCCUACAUAGCUCGAUGUGAUGCAUACCAGUGA